AUGGUGACGACCCCCUCGGAUGAAAAUAAUCCCGCAAGCUCAGCCGUUCAGGCGGCCAAUUUUGAUAUGCAGCUUCGUUGUGCCGUCACGGAACUUAAUCCAAAUUACGACUUCAUUACUGCCAAAUAUCCAGAACAGCAGCUGAGGGAGAUUCCGAGAAAUAAACUAAAAUUGAUACGACUACUUGGGCAAGGCGCCUUUGGAGAAGUUUACGAAGGGACAUUGAAAAACAUGUGUGCUAACGUCAGUGAAUUAUCAGUUGCAGUGAAAACGCUGCCAGCAUUAAGUACCCAACAGGAGGAAACAUAUUUUAUGAUGGAAGCUGUGAUAAUAAGCAAGUUUAUGCACAAGAACGUUGUAAAGUGCCUAGGGGUUUGCUUUGAGGAAUACCCUAGGUACUUCAUUCUAGAACUCCUAGAAGGGGGCAAUCUUAAAACAUUCCUCAGGGACUCUAGGCCAAAAUCGGACCAACAUUACUCCCUGAGUAUGAAGGAACUCGUCCAUCUUUCUUUAGACGUCGCAAACGGAUGUCGCCAUCUAGAAGAAAAACACUUCGUUCACAGAGACAUAGCGGCAAGAAACUGCUUGUUAACAACACGUGGAGAAGGUCGUAUUGCAAAAAUAGCAGACUUCGGGAUGUCUAGAGAUAUCUACAGUGCCGACUACUAUCGAAAAGGUGGAAAGACAAUGCUUCCGAUAAAAUGGAUGCCUCCCGAGGCGUUUCUGGAUGGCGUUUUCACCACAAAAACUGAUGUUUUGUCAUUCGGUGUUUUGCUGUGGGAGAUGUUUACGUUGGGAUACAUGCCAUAUCCUGGGCAAAGGAACAGCGAUGUCAUGCGUUUUGUAUCGUCUGGUGGCCGCCUUAAUCCACCAGAGAAAUGCCCAGCUCGACUAAACAAGAUCAUGAUUCUCUGUUGGAACUCUAUAGCCGAUAUUCGACCGACGUUUUCAAAAAUAAUUGAGCUUUUGGAUAUGUGCCUUCAGAAUGACGAGGUGCUGAACGCUCCUGUGGGACUCUGUCACUUUGCAAUGGCGGAAAGUUUCAAGAACGCUUCAACGUUGGCCAAGUCGUCUUCAUACGAUGCAGACAAUCAAGAGAGCGAUAAUACGCUUCAUUCUCCUACCCCGUCAUCAGCUGCUGAGUUCAGGCCUCAUUUUGAAUCGCAAAGUCUAGAACCGUUGUCACUGGCUUCUCCAGACCACCAAUGCCAUCAAAACAAUGACCUACAGCUUGGGAGAGAGAGAAGGGAGAACAAGCCAUGGGUGACGACCGAAAUCAUGGACUUAUGUGACAAAAGAAGAGAGCCAAGGCACGAAAGAUACACCAGCCUGUCCUCUAAUAAAUAUUACAAGAAAAUAACAGGGUUAAGAAAGAAGAUGAAAGAGGCCAAUGAGCAAAGGAUUGAAGAACAAUGUAUCAUAAUCGACAAGAAGAUGAACGCAAGAAGCAGUAAGAAGGCUUACAGCACCCUCAAGUCACUAACGAAGACAAAGUCCAGUGUUUUAUCAGACGCUUCGAGAAUUCCCUUACCAAAAGCGCCGCAGACAUAA
Molecule: messenger RNA, 1551 nt
Organism: Dreissena polymorpha
Lineage: Eukaryota; Metazoa; Mollusca; Bivalvia; Myida; Dreissenidae
Product: ALK tyrosine kinase receptor-like
Exons: 11
Coding region: 1-1551 (516 amino acids)
Biological process (GO): multicellular organism development; positive regulation of kinase activity; protein phosphorylation
Cellular component (GO): membrane; signaling receptor complex
Molecular function (GO): transmembrane receptor protein tyrosine kinase activity; ATP binding
Source: RefSeq, a predicted model, not a curated record